Phaedon cochleariae (mustard beetle) is the source of this 4185-nucleotide messenger RNA. The record is from the annotation of a GenBank genome assembly. NCBI's taxonomy places the organism in Eukaryota, Metazoa, Arthropoda, Insecta, Coleoptera, Chrysomelidae.
CUCACCUAUGUAAAUUUCAAAAAUUCGAAAAAUCAAAACCUAAAACCUAAAACCCACUAUUUAAAUCUGAAAAUCAUGAGUGGAGGAUUGGCUCCUAGUAAAAGUACUGUUUAUAUUUCAAAUUUACCCUUCGAUCUGAAGAACAAUGACAUUCAUAAACUCUUUGAGAAAUAUGGAAAAAUUGUGAAAGUUACAGUGAUGAAAGAAAAAGGUACCAGAAGAAGCAAGGGUGUUGCAUUUAUAUUAUACUUGAAACAAGAAGAUGCCAAAAAGUGUGUUGAGGAAACAAACAUGAAAGAAAUGUUUGGUCGAACAUUGAAAGUCAGCAUUGCAAAAGAUAAUGGCAGAACAACAGAAUUCAUCAGAAGGAAGGAAUAUCCGAAUAAAUCUCAAUGCUAUGAAUGUGGAGAAUAUGGUCACUUGAGCUACAAAUGUGAAAAAAACUUGCUUGGCAUUCGUGAACCUCCCCCAAAGAAAAUUAGAAAAAGAAAGAGAAAGGAAGCAUCAGGUUCCACAAAACUAACUAAAGAACAGAAGGAGUUCUUUGAUAGUGAUGAAGACAAUAAAUUGUCUGAUGGGUCUGAGGUAGAACAAGUAGAAGACUUUGAAACAUUGAGUGCUGCAAUAGCAUUUGAGCAAGAAAAGCAAGAGCUAGAAGAGUACAGAUAUAAGGUAGCAAGUGGAAGUUAUAAUGAUGAAGCUGUUAUAGAAAAUCCAAGAAAGAAAUUUAAGAAAAGUGACUAUUUCAGUGAUGAGGAAGAAAGUGAUUGAAAAAAUUAGGUUGUCAUACCUGGUUAUACCUUGGACUCGACCUUGGAACUGUAAAAAUCAUUGAGACCAUUUUUGAAUGGAAAAUACUUUGAUCAAAAUGUAUGGGUAGUUUUUGUGACUACCUGAAUUGACAUGAGUAUCAGUAUAUGAUCUAUGAAUAUAUAUUUAAUAAAUAAAAUGUGAAUGUAAUCAAAUAAAUUAACAAACAUGUCAAAAGGCACUUUGAAAAAAAUCAAAUCAAAGUUCAAACUAAAAUCAGUCAUCAUCCUCAUCAGGCUUCUUAAUGACUCCCCACUUCUCAGCCUCCAGCAAGGCAUUGUUAGCCACCUCCACAAUCUGUUUCUUCUCCUCAUCACCAGAAAAUUUCGACAAGGCCAUCAAAAUCUCCAUGACGUCAGUCUCCAUGAGCUUCUCAGUGAGCUCCUUGGAAGCACCCACAAUAUUGCUGACCACACAAACCCCCCGAAACUGCAUGCUAACAACCGGGUUCGCCAGCAAAUAAUGCAUUGCUUCCAGCCAAUUUUUAGACCCGAAAACCUUCUCACAACAAUUUUUACUAGCCCCAGUUAGGAUAGCCAGCAUUCCAGCUGCAGCCAUGGCAGUGUCUUUGUCCUCGUCCAGACACAGCGAAACUGCUAGCUUCACCCUAUCAUUCUCUCCUUCAAACAACCUAAUGACAUCCUCGGAUUGCGUCAUGUUGCACAUGCACUGCGUAGCAGCCCUACAGAGAUACUCAUGGUUCUCGAACAUGUAGUGUUCUAUCUUGGAGAAGCCGCCCUCUUUGAGUAUGCGCUGUCUGGCGGUCUCGUUCAUCUGCGCAAUGUUGCACAAGGCCAUCAAGGCCUCGAAGUUCUCCAAAGCUGAACACUCUGGAUGCAAAUUAGCUACAAGAGGUCUGAUGAUCUCCAGCGCCCGCUGUCCAGGAAAAGCCACCUCAGGAUUGAUGGUGAUGCCUAUCCUGGAUAGGGCUUGAGCGGCUUGUCUUUUGCCUUUGUCGGUGCCGUUCAAGGCCAUUGCAGUAAGGGCUUUAACGCCUCCCUGAGCCACCACUAUGCCUCUGAGCUCUGGCUCGCUACAUAAAGCGUUGAAAACUCUGGAAAUGAGUUCUCUGGAGUGAUUGCUUUCCGAUUUAGCUAGAGCUACCAGGGCUGUGGUCACGUUGGCGUUACCUAGGGCUAGUACGCGUUUGGUAACAAAGUCCGGAUCAUCCAGCUCGUGUUCUUCCGGUAUGUGUUGCUUAGCGAACUUGGCUAGCUCGAUCAUCUCCGGUAUGACUUCUUGCUUCUCGUAUGCGUUGCACAAGUUGACAAGAGUUGUGGCUACGCCGAAAAGCGCUGAUUGGUCUCCGCUUUUCGCUAGUUCUAUCAAAGCUUGCAGGGCAGCCUUGUCCUCGAUCAUUUUCUCCUUGACUUCUGCGUCCAAGGUCAAGUAGGAUAAGCCUUCGGCAGCCCAUUUGCGCAGGUCUGUAUCCUUGCCGGGUUGCAGCAAGAAUCGUCUGCAAGCUUCAGCCAGCUUGAGGGUGGAGCCUUCUGCAAAGGGUCGCGAAGCAGAAUCGCUGCCUCCCGAGCUGCCCAAUUUGCAGAGCCCCACCAGGGCUCUGAUGCGGAUGUGGUCGUUCUUUGAUUUGUAAAGUUGCUUCAAAACGUUGACUCCUUGGCUGAUGAUGGCUUUUGCUUUGUCAGCUUUGCUGGCGGCUGCUAUUAUGCACUCGCAAGCGACUUUUUGCUGUAGCUCAUCUUCCGUGUUUGCCAUUACCAGUAUCAUUUCCAUGAUGCCUUCUCUCCCUAGUAUGGAGUUGCCCACAUCAAACGGGCCACGAAGUAGAGCUGUCAGAGCCACUGUUAUGCGCACUUUGGAUUCGAUAUCAGGUGUUAGUAGCUUGUCUUUCAUAAAAUUGUUGAUGCGGUCCAUGAAUGUCUCUUUCAAGGCAUCAUGGUACAUAUUAUCAUAUACUCUCGCCAAACAUACUGCUGCUAUGGUUCUGGUACUAGGAGUAAUAUUCAUAGCACUCUCAUACUUAUAUUCUUCCAGCUCACUGGCACAUUCCAUGAGUUUCUCGACUCCGCCUUUCUCUAGGAGUUGCUCUGACCAGUUGAGUUGAUUGUAGUGUAUGUUUCUUAUCAAAAGUCCUAUUAUGGCGUCCCUGGCAAGACCUGAUAUCAAUCUGUUGUUGAUGGAGCAGACCAGGCAAGUGAGGAGGGUGUCUAUGAGUUUUUUGUUCUUGUCAAUCAACUCCUGAUUUGGUUUGGUGUCUGGUUUGUUUUCCAUUCCGGAAAGUGCAUUUAGGAUGCUUUGCAUGCAAUGUUCACCAGCGUUUACUCGUUUUGCAUCUACGGAAUCGAUUAUUUCUAGAAACCAGGGCACACCAACUUCUUUCAAGACUAUCUUAGUUCUUUCCUCAUUGUGUUUACAGAGUUCCCCAAUCACUCGAAUACCAGAAAGAAAAAUAUCUUGAUUUUUUUCUACUUUCAUCAGUUUCUUGAUUUGCUGAACAAGUGUCGAUUUCACCAUCAAUUGCGCCCCAGAAUUAUCUCUCGCUAAUACCAGCAAGUUUUUCAUGGCAGUCUCACGUUUUUCUGUGGACUCUGCCAAAUCAAAAGCAAUUUUUAUCAUACUUUCCAACUUGUUGCUGGUCUGUGCAUUUUGCCUUGCCCUUUCUUGUACUAUAUUGUAUAACCUGGCGAGUACAGGUUGUAUAGGUUUAUUGGUAGGAUCGUCUUUGAAUAUUUGGGUUGCAUCCCUGUAAGCUUCUUCAUACCGUUUCAAAGCUUCCAGGGCUUGGCAUCUUCUGAAUAGGGCUUUAGGGUCCAUCGGAGCAAUUUGGAGACUCUUAUCGCAAUCCUCCAGAGCAGCAUCGUAGUUUUCUUGUUUCAGGUAUGCUGCUGCUCGGUUUUUGUAGUAUAUCGAUAGGUUUCGUGAAUCUGUCUCAGCAAAUUUGAUAGCGUCUGUAUAAAGUCGGAUAGCUUCAGCCCACUUGCCAUCUUUGAAGAAAUUGUUGCCCUCCUCUUUGAAUUGUUCUGCUCUGAUUUCGUCGCACAUUUUUGGGGCCGAGAUUGAGGUUAUGAGUCGUUCAGGCAUCUCAUUUGAAAAAUAGAGGAAAAUGGUAAAUGGUACGUUUAUUUAUAAUAUAGAGAAGUGAAGAAUGAUCCAGUGUAUUCUCGAAAUAAAAAGAAACGUUCCUGAAAUCAUAUAUUUAGAAAUUAUAUUUUUAGAUUUUAUUAUUCGGUUUAAUACCCCGCAAGGCGGACAAUAUGCUUUAUGAAAGAAAAAUACAUCGUGAUUUUGUCAGUAUGCUCCUGUUAGUCCUGUUCGUCCAUAGAAAAAAUGGAAUUCACGAUACAAUUCUUAACAAAAUCAGAAAUUGGAGCAUAAUAUAUUAUGAAAAUGAUAAUAGAUUAACAGAAUAGAUUCCGC